UGGAUAUUAUCCAGUUUAUUUGAAAUUGAGAGGAUCCUAAUUCGUAAGAGACAUCACAUAUAUAUUUGUUUGUUUUUAGUGUCUUCUUUUUCUGCUUUGUUUUGGUACUAGACAAUAGAGAUGGAGGACAAAAUGAAUAACGAAUUUCCUGAAUCAUAUCCAAUGACCGGAGGACUUGGAGCUUACAGCUAUGCUCAAAAUUCCAAAUAUCAGAGAGGAAAUGUUGAAGCAGCCAAAGAAAUGAUAAAGGAGGCAAUUGUCAAGAAAUUUGACAUCAAUGCCCUUUCUGCACCUUUAAACUCAAUUUCUGUUGCAGACUUGGGCUGUUCUACAGGACCCAACACCUUUCUUGCGGUGCAAAACAUUGUAGAAGCCAUAGAACAAAAAUACCAGCUUUCAGAAGAUCAUGAUGAGAUCCCAGAAUUACAAGUUUUCUUUAACGACCAUUCCUCCAAUGACUUCAACACUCUCUUCAAGUCAUUCCCACCAAAGAGAAACUACUUAGCUGCUGGGGUGCCUGGAUCUUUCUAUGGCCGCCUAUUUUCCAAAGCCAGUAUUCACAUUUUUCACUGCUCUCAUUCCCUAAACUGGCUCUCCAGGGUGCCCAAAGAGAUUAUGGACAAAACUUCUCCUGCAUGGAAUAAAGGAAGGAUACAUUACACAAAUGCUCCAAAGGAAGUUGUGGAGGCCUAUGCCACUCAAUUUGCCAUGGACAUGGAGUCCUUCCUGUUAGCCAGAGGAGAAGAGAUUGUAGUUGGAGGGUUGAUGGUACUUCUCAUAACUUCUGUCCCAGAUGUCAUUCUCUCUUCUAACUUCACCAUUUGCACACAUCUCGAACUUCUGGAAUCUUGCCUGAUGGACAUGGAAAAAAUGGGAUUAGUUUCUGAAUCAAAUCUGGACUCUAUCAAUCUGCCCCUUUAUUUCCCAGCUCCUAAGGAGUUAAUGGCAAUCAUUGAAAGAAAUGGGCGUUUCAGCAUUGAGGGCAUCCAAGAGUUAGGUCAGGACAAGCAAGUAAGCAUCGAAUUGCUUACUUUGACCCUCAGAGCUGCACUUGGAGGAGUCUUCGAGAAGCAUUUUGGAAAUGACAUCGUGGAUGAGGUCUUUGAUCGCUAUCCUAAGAAACUUGCCAACACUCCUAUUUUCUUAAACCUUAAUGAAAACCAAAAGGCUUUUGUAUUUUCUUUGUCUGUCAUUCUAAAAUGCAAGCCAAACAAUUAG
Corylus avellana is the source of this 1218-nucleotide messenger RNA. Its product is annotated as loganic acid O-methyltransferase-like. The record is from RefSeq and is a predicted model, not a curated record. Gene Ontology annotation, molecular function: methyltransferase activity. NCBI's taxonomy places the organism in Eukaryota, Viridiplantae, Streptophyta, Magnoliopsida, Fagales, Betulaceae.